AAAGCACAGUUUCUCUAGGAACCGUCCCAGCGAUUGUUGCGUCUUUUCGCCACGUCGCGUGUGGUGACGUCAUUCAUCAAUUCUACAGCCAGAGAGAUUUCGUCGACCAGAGGGUGGAGGCAGCCAUAUUGUUAACUUCCGGAAUCGUCAGGUCUGACGAAAAACGCAGAUAGGCACACAUUUAUAGCUACAACUCGUCAGGGAACGUCCAUCAUACAGAUUCACAAUGUCCACAAUGAAUCCUGAAUAUGAUUAUUUAUUCAAGCUCCUACUCAUUGGCGACUCCGGCGUAGGAAAGUCUUGCUUGCUCCUACGAUUCGCGGAUGACACUUAUACAGAAAGCUAUAUCAGCACCAUUGGCGUUGAUUUUAAAAUACGGACGAUAGAAUUAGGCGACAAGACUAUCAAGUUGCAGAUUUGGGACACUGCUGGCCAGGAAAGGUUCCGCACCAUCACAUCGAGUUACUACAGGGGGGCACAUGGAAUCAUCGUCGCGUACGACGUCACAGAUCAGGAGUCCUUCAACAACGUGAAACAAUGGCUGCAAGAAAUUGACCGUUAUGCCUGCGAAAAUGUCAACAAAUUGCUUGUGGGCAACAAGAGUGACCUGACGACGAAAAAGGUGGUAGACUACACCACGGCUAAGGAGUUUGCCGACCAGUUGGGCAUACCCUUCCUGGAAACUAGCGCCAAGAACGCCACCAACGUGGAGCAGGCCUUCAUGACCAUGGCAGCGGAGAUCAAGAACCGCAUGGGACCCCCGACCACGGAAGCUGGACUGCGCUCUGAGGGCAAGAUCAACCCCGGAACCCCCGUCAAGCCCCAGGGUGCUGGCUGCUGCUGAAUGGAAGAGGAAGAGGGGGGGAACGCCCCUCCUUCUUUUCCCUUCCUCCUUCCACCCCUUUCUUCCCCCGCAUCCUUCGUUCCUCCCCUGCCCCCUCACAGCACGCGAAGCGGGGAAAGAGAACGGAAAGGAAAGAGAGGAGGUGUCCACUGUGGGGACCGGGAGGGUUGGGGAUGCGGGAUUUUUGGGAGAGGGGUGCCACAUCGUCCUCUUUUUUUUUUUUUUCCCUCCAGGUUAUGCCAAGUGCAACUGUGUAAAUGAAGGAUGUACACAUGUGCUUCAUCAUUUGUUGUUUUUUAAGAAAAAAAAGUGAGACGGAAGUAACUGUAGAAAGAAACUUUUUCGAAGUGUGUCUUUCUUUUUUUUUUUCUUUCUUUCUUUUACUAUACAUAAAGGCUUUUUGCAGCGUGGAUAGGGGCUGCAGGUUUUUUGAGGGAGGGGGAUAGACUCGUGUCGUGUACGUAUUUAAGAGAGGCGGGCGUGUGUAUGUAAAAAAAAAAAAGAGCCUGGAUAACCCUCUUAGCAUUCCACCUUGCGUGUGCUGAAAAAUUCUACGUUGCGCAUUUUUUUAAAGAAACAGUUAGCACUACCGUUUGACAUGCGUUGCUUCUCGACGCGUUUCUUUCGAGAUGCAAACUCUUAACAAAGAAAAAAAAAGGCAGGUGGAGCUUGGCUUCGUGAUUGUGUGCUUCGAGGAUUACCUGUACAUAAAGUCCCGGAACUCAGCUAAUAGUGCAGCGAGAGGGGAACCAUCUCCGCCGCGGAAGUGGGCGGUGGUCCGAGCGGGGAUAGCCAGCCAUGGAUAGCCAGUUUGUCUCGAAGCUUUGACUUUUUAAAAGCGAGGAUGGCGGCGUACGACGCCGUCUUUCAGUUUUCUUUUUUUUUCUUUUUUUUCGAAGUAAUAUUCACCGCAACGUUUUUGUAUUUAUAUAGUCCCAGGCUCCAUUAUCCACUGCAGCAGUUUUGCGAGGAGUCCACACUCCCUUGAAGCCCUUCAUUACGAGCGUAUGAUUUAGUGUAUAUUGAAGCAUAUUAAAAGCAAUCUUUUGUUGGGCA
Ornithodoros turicata is the source of this 1900-nucleotide messenger RNA. RefSeq names its product ras-related protein Rab-1A (gene Rab1). Gene Ontology annotation, biological process: vesicle-mediated transport. The record is from RefSeq and is a predicted model, not a curated record. Gene Ontology annotation, molecular function: GTPase activity; GTP binding. The transcript has 7 exons. Bases 227 to 844 code for a protein of 205 amino acids. Lineage: Eukaryota; Metazoa; Arthropoda; Arachnida; Ixodida; Argasidae.